Messenger RNA from Athene cunicularia (burrowing owl), 1198 nucleotides. RefSeq names its product annexin A10 (gene ANXA10). Gene Ontology annotation, cellular component: cytoplasm. Bases 37 to 951 code for a protein of 304 amino acids. Gene Ontology annotation, molecular function: calcium ion binding; calcium-dependent phospholipid binding. Lineage: Eukaryota; Metazoa; Chordata; Aves; Strigiformes; Strigidae. The record is from RefSeq and is a predicted model, not a curated record. The transcript is spliced from 11 exons.
GGAACGAUUUUUCCUGCUCCAAAUUUUAACCCUAUUAUGGAUGCCCAGUUGCUCGGAGGAGCCCUACAGGGAAUCAGUUGUGAAAAAGAUGUGUUGAUUGAUAUCCUAACACAGCGUUGCAAUUCACAGCGGGUUAUGAUUGCCGAGGCGUACAGAGACAUGUAUGGCAGGGAUCUGAUUACAGACCUCAAAGAGAAUCUCUCUCAUCACUUCAAAGAGGUCAUGGUUGGCUUGAUGUAUCCACCUGCUUCCUAUGAUGCCCAUGAGCUCUGGCAUGCCUUAAAGGGAGCAGACACAGAAGAAAAAUGUCUAAUUGACAUUUUAGCCUCAAGAUCUAAUAUGGAGAUCUUCCAGAUAAAAGAAGCCUACUUAAUGCAAUAUAACAAUGAUCUUCAGCAAGAUAUUGAUUCUGAGACUUCAGGUCACUUCAGAGAUACGCUCAUGAACCUUGCUCAGGGAACAAGGAUGGAAGGAUAUGCAGAUCCUUCUACAGCUGCUCAGGAUGCAAUGAUUCUAUGGGAAGCAUGUCAGCAGAAAACAGGCGAACACAAAAACAUGCUGCAAAUGAUUCUCUGCAACAAGAGUUACCAGCAGUUGUGGAUGGUUUUCCAGGAGUUCCAAAAUAUCUCUGGGCAAGACAUAGUAGAUGCCAUUAAUGAAUGUUAUGAUGGAUACUUUCAAGAAUUACUGGUUGCAAUAGUUCUCUGUGUUCGUGACAAGCCUUCCUACUUUGCUGACAGGCUUUAUAAUGCAAUUCAUGACUUUGGGUUUCACAAUAAAACAGUUAUAAGGAUUCUCAUUGCCAGGAGUGAGAUUGACUUGAUGAAUAUACGACAGCGAUACAAAGAGAGAUAUGGGAAAUCACUAUUUCAUGACAUUAAACAUUUUGCUUCAGGGCAUUAUGAGAGUGCUUUACUUGCUAUCUGUGCUGGGGAUGCUGAAGAUUAUUAAGGAAGAAGAUGAACUUUGAAGGCUGUAUAAAUCUAUUUUAGAUAGAAAUUGAAGCUAUACACAAUACACUAACUGCAAGAGAUCCCUAUUCUACAUAAAAGAACAAAAAAAGUAGUGCUAUACAUUUGGUAAUAUUAAAUCUUUCUUGAGACAGGAAAAAGUGUUGGCAGGAACAUAGUUUAAUCCCUAUUUCUAAUUAAUAUUUCUGUUUAUAUGAUUAAUGUAAGUUAAUGAAGCAACUAGUAAA